UUUUUCUUAAAAAUUAAGUGGCGACUCUAAAACCAGUCCAAAUUAUAUUUUCCAAAUAAAACAGUACUUAAUGUGAUUACAAACAUGUUAUGGGGUGGCACAGUGAAGGGUGAGGAAAGAGCUAGCCUUGGAGCUGAAUUUAGGCAUGUUGUGACUGAGAUAGCUGCGCUGUGCAGUAUUCCCAAUCUUUCCGAUUUUUACCCGGGCAUGGCCUGGUUUGAUUUCCAGGGUAUUACAAAGAAGAUGAAGGUGUUGGCAAAGAGAUUUGAUGAGAUAUUUGAGAGCAUGAUUGAUCAAAGACAAAAAUUGGACAGAAAUGGUGUUGGCCAAGAAAGCAACGACUUUUUGCAAGUUUUGCUGAAGUUGAAAGAUGAAGCAGAUGCCACAAUGCCUCUGACCAUGACUGAAAUCAAAGCCUUACUUAUGGAUAUGAUUCUCGGUGGAACUGACACUACUGCCAACACAGUUGAGUUUGCCAUGGCUGAAAUUAUGCACAAACCCAAUGUCCUGAGAAAAUUACAACAAGAAGUAGAUACAGUUGUGGGAAAAGAUAAUAUUAUGGAAGAAUCUCAUAUUCAGCAAUUACAAUAUCUCUAUGCAGUGAUGAAAGAAGUCUUGCGCAUACAUUCAACUGCUCCAUUCUUGGUGCCACACUGUCCUAGUGAAACAUGCACUGUGGGAGGAUACACUGUUCCUAAAGGAUCUCGUGUUUUCAUAAAUGUAUGGGCUAUACACAGAGAUCCUUCUAUAUGGGAAAAUCCAACUGAGUUCCGUCCAGAGAGAUUUUUGGACAAUAAAUGGGAUUAUAGUGGAAAUGAUUUCAACUAUUUCCCAUUUGGUUCUGGCAGAAGAAUGUGUCCGGGGAUAGUCAUGGCAGAGAGGAUGUUUAUGUAUUCAGUAGCUUCACUCAUUCAUUCUUUCGACUGGAAAUUUCCCGAAGGAGAGACAUUAGACCUUACAGAGAAGUUUGGUGUUAUAUUGAAGAAGAAAAUGCCUCUGGUGGCUAUACCUACUCCAAGAUUAUUCAAUCCAACACUGUAUGAGUAAGAUAAAAAUGUGUUUGUAGAUGUUCUGUAUGAUGAAAUUAAGAAUAUAAAACCUGCAAUUCAGUGUGCCUGAAUUACCACUAGUUCAGUAGGUCUAUUCCAGAGUCUUGGAAACAUACAGGCAUAAGGCUCCUGUUUGUAAGAUAAAAAUAAGCCCCAAUUUCAUCCUGUAAAUUCAAAAUCUUAUGAAGGUCCUGAGCUUUGUUAAA
Molecule: messenger RNA, 1255 nt
Organism: Solanum tuberosum (potato)
Lineage: Eukaryota; Viridiplantae; Streptophyta; Magnoliopsida; Solanales; Solanaceae
Product: flavonoid 3'-monooxygenase-like
Exons: 2
Coding region: 85-1047 (320 amino acids)
Molecular function (GO): oxidoreductase activity, acting on paired donors, with incorporation or reduction of molecular oxygen; monooxygenase activity; iron ion binding
Source: RefSeq, a predicted model, not a curated record